AUGGCGGAGCGCGAGCCGCCCUCAUCGCCGCCGGGUUACGUGCCCGGGGACUCGGACUCGGAGUCUCCGGACAUCGCGACGCGACGACGGGAUCCGCCGCCGGGGCCGGUGGUGGAGAGCGUGAGCCCUGGCGAACGGGCCCGAGGGAGGGGGGAUUCCGGGGAGGAGGGGAGAGAUCUCGACGAUUAUGACAAUUCCGGCGGGGGAAGCGGCGACCCCGCCACGCCCGGCACGAUAUCCUUCCGGUCGGGGCUCGAGCUGAUUCACAACGUCAAAGAGGGUAGCGAGUGCAGGAUAUGCCUCAUGGAUCACACCCCGUUCUGCAAGCCGUGCAGGUGCCAGGGCACCAUGGGCCACGUGCACCCCGAGUGCCUGGCGAGGUGGUGUCGCGAGACCGGGGUGACGAAGUGCGAGCUGUGCCACAGCACGUUUCCCCAGUACUUCAUCGACGCGGGUAAGCGGACGAGGCGCGUGCGCGAACGCGAGCAGGCGGACGCGCAGGAGGCGUCGGAGCGCCUCGCCGCGCAGACGGCCAACUUCCAAGUCGCCUACGGCAGGCCGCCCACGACGGCGAUGGACUACGCCGUCAUCAACCUCAACUCCAUGCUCGAGGCCGAGGCCGCCAUGCGACAGCGCCAACGCGAGAACAACGGCGUGGAGGACAGGCAGUUCAACGAGAGCAUGAGGGUCGUGGUCAUAGACUCCUCGGGGCGGCCCCAGGCGGUGAGCAUGGGCGAGCUACGCGGCGCGAGCGGCGGCGGCGGCGGGCUCGGGCUCCAACCUGUCGGCGACCAGAACUACGACCUCGACCGGGCCAUCGUGAACCACCAGCUCAGCUUCUGGGCCCGGAUCGUGGUGUCGACGCUGUGCGUGUUUCUCGUGCUGUACAUCAUCGUGGCGAUCGUCGCGGCGUCCUCGGACGCGGGUCGCGAUUCCUAUCCGGUUUUCAUCUUCAGACUGCUGGGGUUCAUGCUGCCGCUGCUCCUGAUCGCGAGGGCGGUGUACGUCUUCAGGCGACGUCGGGAGCAGGCGAUGAUCAACACGGUCAACGACAUGUUCAUCCGGCAUCACGCGCAGACGGCGGAGGUGAGGCCGGCGGCGGGGGGGGGGAACGGCGCCCGGGAACAACGCGGGACCCGGCGGCUUCUCGACGUGUAA
Messenger RNA from Micromonas commoda, 1158 nucleotides. RefSeq lists its product with no specific name. The record is from RefSeq and is a predicted model, not a curated record. The coding region runs from base 1 to 1158 and encodes 385 amino acids. Gene Ontology annotation, molecular function: zinc ion binding; ubiquitin-protein transferase activity. The transcript has a single exon. Gene Ontology annotation, biological process: protein ubiquitination. Gene Ontology annotation, cellular component: membrane. NCBI's taxonomy places the organism in Eukaryota, Viridiplantae, Chlorophyta, Mamiellophyceae, Mamiellales, Mamiellaceae.